AUGCAACAAUUAUCAUAUCACGAAAAAUUUUGUCAAGCAAGACAAACUAUUACUGAUAAAGAAAUUCAUCGUUUAAUUAAGAAAUAUCAUAAUCGUCAUCCAACAUUUUCUAUUGAUAUACAAGAACGAACAUGUAAAACAAUUAUUCUUGCUUGUAUUUAUCAUUAUCGUCAUAUUGAAAUAGAUUUAAGAUGUGAAAGUAUUUAUAAUGAUAUAUUACAUAAAUUUGAAUCAAAUUGGUCAACAGAUAAUGUUGAAUAUAAACAAAUUCUUAAUGAUAUUCUCACACGUUUAAAUAGUUCAUUAGCAAAUCGAUCACUUGAUGAUCAAAUUGAAUCGGUUAUUGAACAAAUAACUAAAUAUUUUACUCAAUUAAAAUCUAUCGAUGAAGAAGAAGAACAGCAACAACAGACAGUAAUAAGAACAAGAAAUAGUUCAACAUCGUCAUCACCACCGCCACCAAUAGAAAUCGUUAAAUAUGAACGAUCACCUCAAAGUCGACGACAACAAUUAUUUGAACGAUCAUUAUCAUGGUCACAACCAUUAACAAAACAUCCGAUUCGUAAUAAAAUAAAUUCAAUGUUAAUUGAGAGAAAAUUUUAA
This is a messenger RNA of Adineta steineri, 603 nucleotides long. Lineage: Eukaryota; Metazoa; Rotifera; Eurotatoria; Adinetida; Adinetidae. The record is from the annotation of a GenBank genome assembly.